Jaculus jaculus (lesser Egyptian jerboa) is the source of this 5969-nucleotide messenger RNA. RefSeq names its product programmed cell death 11 (gene Pdcd11). NCBI's taxonomy places the organism in Eukaryota, Metazoa, Chordata, Mammalia, Rodentia, Dipodidae. The record is from RefSeq and is a predicted model, not a curated record. Bases 93 to 5702 code for a protein of 1869 amino acids. The transcript is spliced from 36 exons. Gene Ontology annotation, cellular component: nucleolus; nucleus; small-subunit processome. Gene Ontology annotation, molecular function: RNA binding; protein binding. Gene Ontology annotation, biological process: rRNA processing.
CCCGCCCACGCCCCGGGACCUGCGGCAUGGGGCUGUAGGCUUGCGGCUGCCGGCGUGUGUGGUUCCUUCGGAACCCGCUCGGAGACCCGAACAUGGCAACUCUAGAGGAAAGCUUCCCCCGAGGGGGUGCAAAGAAGACCCACAAAUCAGAGAAAUCUUCCCAGCAGGCGGUGGAACAAGACAACUUAUUUGAUAUUUCCCCUGAAGAAGAAUCCAUCAAAAGGAAAAAAAAGAUCCAAAAAGGACCAGCAAAAACAAAAAAGUUGAAACUCGAGAAGACAGAAACCAUUAAGUCUCUAAAAGAGAAGCUUGAAAUCCUUACUGUUGAGUCCCUGUGUGAAGGAAUGCGGAUUUUGGGUUGUGUGAAAGAGGUAAAUGAACUGGAACUGGCGAUCAGUCUCCCCAAUGGCCUUCAAGGUUUUGUGCAAGUGACGGAAAUCUGUGACGCCUAUACCAAGCAGCUGAAUGAGCAGGUGGCUCAGGAAGAACCUCUCAAGGAUCUACCCAGCUUACCUGAACUCUUCUUCCCGGGAAUGUUGGUGAGAUGCGUGGUGAGCAGCGUGGGCAUUACAGAGAGGGGCAAGAAGAUUAUCAAGCUCUCUUUGAACCCCAGAAAUGUCAACAAAGUGCUGAGUGCGGAGGCCCUGAAGCCUGGCAUGCUGCUGACAGGUACCGUGUCAAGCCUUGAAGAUCAUGGUUACCUAGUGGACAUUGGCAUUGGCGGGACCCGAGCUUUUCUGCCAGUGCAGAAAGCCCAGGAGGGCAUCCGACAGAAGAACAGAGGAGCUAAACUGAAGGUUGGCCAGUACCUGACGUGUCUUGUUGAAGAGGUGAAAAGCAAUGGAGCAGUUGUUAGUCUGUCUGCAGGCCAUUCAGACAUUUCUUCUGCCUUUGCAACUGAAGAUCAAAGCUGGACCCUUAAUAACUUGCUACCUGGGCUGGUGGUGAAAGCCCAGGUGCAAAAGGUGACUCCGUUUGGGCUGAAGUUAAACUUCCUCACAUUCUUCACGGGCCUGGUUGACUUCAUGCACCUGGAGCCCAAGAAAAUUGGGACAUACUCCCCAAACCAAACCGUGAGAGCCUGUGUCCUCUGUAUCCAUCCUCGCACCAGAGCUGUGCGCUUGAGCCUGCGCCCCGUUUUCCUACAGCCCGGGCACCCGCUCACCCGGUUAUCGUGCCAGCAUCUGGGGGCUGUGCUGGAUGAUGUUCCUGUCCAGGGAUUUUUCAGAAAUGCUGGGGUCACCUUCAGGCUUAAGGAUGGGGCCCUGGCCUAUGUCCGGCUCAGCCAUCUCUCUGAUUCUAAGAAAAGCUGCAAUCCUGAGGCCUUCACGCCAGGGAGCACUCACAAGUGUAGAAUUAUUGACUACAGUCAGAUGGACGAGCUGGCCUUGCUGUCUCUGCGGAGAUCUGUCAUUGAAGCUCAGUUCCUUAGAUACCAUGACAUCAACAUUGGGGCAGUGGUGAAGGGCACAGUGCUGACUGUAAAGCCAUUUGGAAUACUGGUGAAAGUGGGUGAGCAAAUGAGAGGCCUGGUCCCUCCCAUGCACCUGGCUGAUGUUCUCAUGAAAAAUCCCGAGAAGAAGUACCACGCUGGAGAUGAGGUCAAGUGCAGGGUUUUGCUUUGUGACCCUGAGGCCAAGAAGCUAGUAAUGACCCUAAAGAACACCCUGGUCACUUCCAAACUACCUGCCAUUACCUGCUAUGAUGAUGCCAAGGCUGGCCUGCAGACACACGGUGUCAUCGUCAAGGUCAAGGACUAUGGCUGCAUUGUGAAGUUCUACAACGAUGUUCAGGGGCUGGUGCCCAGGCAUGAGCUCAGUGCCCAAUACAUCCCUGACCCGGAGAAGGUCUUCUACACUGGCCAGGUGGUGAAGGUGACGGUGCUCAACUGUGAACCAUCCAAAGAGAGGAUGCUGCUAUCCUUCAGGCUAUUGAAUGAUCCAGAGCCACAGAAUGAGAGUAUUGGACAUACUCAGAAGAAAGGAAGAGUCGUUAACAUUGGGCAGCUGGUAGAUGUGAAGGUCAUAGAGAAGACCAAAGAUGGGCUACAGGUGGCUGUCCUGCCCCACAACAUCCCUGCUUUCCUCCCCACACCUCAUCUGUCCGACCACGUUGCCAAUGGCCCGCUGCUGCAUCACUGGCUCCAGGCGGGCGACACCCUUCACCGAGUCCUGUGUCUGAGUCAGAGUGAGAAGCAUGUUCUCCUUUGCAGGAAGCCUGCUUUGGUCUCCACAGUAGAAGGUGGCCAGGAUCCCAAGAGCUUCUCAGAAAUCCAGCCAGGAAUGCUGCUCAUUGGUUUUGUGAAGAACAUCAAGGACUAUGGUGUGUUCGUCCAGUUCCCCUCCGGUCUUAGCGGACUGGCCCCCAAAGCUAUCAUGAGUGACAAGUUUGUGACCACCCCAAGUGACCACUUUGUUGAGGGGCAGACCGUGGUUGCAAAAGUGACCAACGUGGACGAGGAGAAGCAGAGGAUGCUGCUGUCGCUGCGGCUGUCCGACUGCCAUCUGGGCACCUCGGCCAGCACCAGCCUGCUCCUCCUGAGCCAGUGCCUGGAAGAGCUGCAGGGUGUGCGGAGCCUCAUGAGCAGCCGAGACUCUGUGUUGAUCCAGACGCUGGCUGAGAUGACCCCAGGGAUGGUCCUUGACCUCACAGUGAAGGAGGUGUUGGGAGAUGGCUCUGUGGUGUUCAGUGGGGGUCCAGUGCCCGACCUGGUCUUGAGAGCCAGCAGGUACCACCGGGAAGGGCAGGAGGUGGAAUCUGGGCAGAAGAGGAAGGUUGUGAUCCUAAAUGUGGAUAUGUUGAAGUUGGAAGUACAUGUUUCCCUUCGCCAGGAGUUGGUGAAUAGAAAAGCUAAAAAGCUGAGGAAAGGCAGCGAGCACAAGGCGACUGUGCAGCACCUGGAGGAAUCCUUUGCCGUGGCCUCCUUGGUGGAGACUGGCCACCUGGUAGCUUUCUCUCUGACUUCUCACCUCAACGACACCUUCCGCUUCGACUCCGAGAAGCUGCAGGUGGGCCAGGGUGUCUCUCUCACGCUCAAGACCACAGAACCAGGGGUGACGGGCCUUCUCUUGGCCGUGGAGGGGCCGGCUGCCAAGAGGACCAUGCGGACCGCCCGGAGGGAUUCUGAGACAGCUGAUGACAAUGAGGAUGAGGAUGCGGCUUUGGUUGUGGGGUCCAAAAAGAAGCACACGCUCACUCUUGGGGACAUGGUCACUGGGACAGUCAAGUCUGUGAAGGCCACCCAUGUGGUUGUGACUCUGGAAGAUGGCAUCGUUGGCUGUAUCCAUGCCUCCAACGUUCUAGAUGAUGUUCCAGUGGGCACCUCUCCUACUUCCACGCUGAAAGUCGGGAAGACAGUCACUGCCCGUGUGAUUGGCGGACGAGACGUGAAGACCUAUAAGUUUCUCCCAAUAAGUCACCCCAGAUUUAUUCAAACCAUCCUGGAGCUGAGUGUUCGACCAAGUGAGCUGGAGGGUAGCCACACUGCUCUUGACACUUACUCUGUCAGCCCUGUGGAGAAGAUCAAGCAGUACCAGGCUGGUCAGACUGUGACCUGCUUCUUAAAGAAGUACAAUGUGAUUAAGAAAUGGCUUGAAGUGGACGUUGCACCAGAUGUCCGAGGGAGAAUUCCCUUGUUGCUCACUUCUCUCAGCUUCAAGGUGCUGAAACAUCCAGAUAAGAAGUUCCAGAUUGGCCAGGCUUUGAGGGCCACUGUGGUGGGCCCCGAUUCCCGCAAGGCCUUCUUGUGUCUCUCACUCAUAGGUCCUCACAAGCUUGAGCCAGGGGAGGUGGCCAUGGGCAGAGUGGUGAAGGUGACACCCAAUGAAGGGCUGACUGUUUCCUUCCCCUUUGGGAAGGUAGGGACAGUCAGUGUGUUCCACAUUAGUGACUCCUACUCUGAGGCCCCUCUGGAGGACUUCGUUUCCCAGAAGGUUGUCAGAUGUUAUGUCUUGUCUGCGGCAGGUGAUACGUUGACAUUGUCACUUCGAUCAUCCAGGACAAACCCGGAGACAAAAAGCAAAAUAGAAGAUCCAGAGAUUAACUCCGUCCAGGACAUUAAGGAAGGGCAGCUCCUUCGGGGCUACGUGAGGUCCGUCCAGCAGAGCGGUGUGCUGUUGGGCCUUGGCCCCUCAGUUGUGGGUUGGGCUCAGCACUCACACGUCUCCCAGAGCAGCACGCCCAAGAAAGAGCUUUAUCACCACUACCUCCCUGAGGGAAGGCUGCUCACUGCCAAGAUCCUGAGAGUGAACCACCAAAAGAACCUGGUCGAGCUGUCACUCCUACCCGGUGACACCGGGAAGCCGGAUGUAUUCUCUGCCUCCCCGGAACUGCCACUUGGGAAGCCCGAGGCAAGGAGAGGGGAAGCCGAGGAGCGGGACCAAAAAGGAGAAGAGAAGAAGAAGCGGAAAAGGAAAGACCAGAAGGGACAGAGGGAAGUGAAGCUUCCUAGCCAGAAGAAAGAGCCCCAGGGGUCCCGCGGGAAGAAGCCGGGCAAACGGGAGUGCCAAGAGCGUGCGAGGGAGCAGGAAAUAGUGAACAAGAGGCCAAAGGAGGCGUGUGUGCCUGAAGAGGACGACAGCGGCGUGGAGGUGUAUUACCGGGAAGGGGAAGAUGAGCUCGAGGAGCCGAAGGUGCUUCCCAAGGGGGGGCCCACAAAGCCCGCCGAGGUUCCCCGGCUACAGCUGUCUUCAGGCUUCCUUUGGGAUGUGGGACUCGACUCUCUGACCCCAGCCUUACCACCCCGAGGAGAGAGCUCAGACAGCGAGGAGGAUGAACAGCCGCAGCAAGCCACGCAGAAGAAAAGCAAGAAGGAAAAGGAGUUGGAGAAGCAGAAGGCAGAGAAGGAGCUGUCCCGCAUCGAGGAGGCGCUGAUGGAUCCUGGGCGACAGCCCGAGUCAGCAGAUGACUUUGACCGGCUGGUGUUAAGCUCCCCCAACAGCUCCAUCCUGUGGCUGCAAUACAUGGCCUUCCACCUGCAGGCCACGGAGAUCGAGAAGGCCCGAGCUGUGGCCGAGAGGGCCCUGAAAACCAUCUCGUUCAGAGAGGAACAGGAAAAGCUGAACGUGUGGGUGGCACUGCUGAACUUGGAAAACAUGUACGGCUCUCAGGAGUCGCUGACGAAGGUCUUCGAGCGGGCUGUGCAGUACAACGAGCCUCUCAAGGUCUUCCUGCAGCUGGCUGACAUCUACACCAAGUCUGAGAAGUUCAAGGAAGCUGGUGAGCUGUACAACCGGAUGCUGAAGCGUUUCCGGCAGGAGAAAACUGUCUGGAUCAAAUAUGGCGCCUUUGUUUUGAGGAGGAACCAGCCUGGGGCCAGCCACCGAGUGUUGCAGCGAGCCCUUGAGUGCCUGCCUACCAAGGAGCAUGUGGAUGUGAUUGCCAAGUUUGCCCAGCUGGAGUUCCAGCUAGGGGAUGCAGAACGGGCCAAAGCGAUUUUUGAAAACAUGUUGAGCACCUACCCAAAGCGUACAGACGUCUGGUCGGUUUACAUUGACAUGACUAUCAAGCACAGCAGCCAGAAAGAAGUCCGGGACAUCUUUGAGCGGGUCAUUCACCUGAGCCUAGCCCCCAAGAGAAUGAAGUUCUUUUUCAAGCGCUACCUGGACUACGAGAAGCAGCACGGCACUGAGAAGGACGUGCAGGCGGUCAAGGCGAAGGCCCUGGAAUACGUAGAGGCCAAGAGCUCCAUGCUGGAGGACUAGUGACCACUGGCUGUACAGUACACAGCUCCUGCAGGCCCCUGGGCACUGGGGAAAUUGUUGCCUAAGGACUGUAUUUAAGUGCUGCGUUUUCUGCAGCAAGUUGGGGGUGAUCCUGUUAGGAAGAAAAAUACUUGGUGGGGCUUUUCCCCCCCUUUUUUCCACCUUUCAUGGUGCUGGAGCUUAAACCUAGUGCCUUGUACGUGCUCAGCUAGUGUUCUUCCAGUGAGCCAUACCCACAGCCUUUGAAACUUGUUUUGUUUUAUAUAA